This is a messenger RNA of Carya illinoinensis, 2634 nucleotides long. Its product is annotated as protein FAR1-RELATED SEQUENCE 5-like. NCBI's taxonomy places the organism in Eukaryota, Viridiplantae, Streptophyta, Magnoliopsida, Fagales, Juglandaceae. The transcript is spliced from 5 exons. The coding region runs from base 1 to 2634 and encodes 877 amino acids. The record is from RefSeq and is a predicted model, not a curated record. Gene Ontology annotation, molecular function: zinc ion binding.
AUGGGGGGAACGCCAUUUCAGGUCUACGUUAUUCCCGCUCGUGGUUGUCGUCGCUGCUCCUCGCCGUUAGAGCUGAUCCUGGCCAUCGAGUGGAAGGAAAAUGUGCAUUGCCAUCGUACUAGGCUGAACCGAACGGAGAACCGCUUCUCAAAAGCCGUCAGCUUCCAUUGUAUGCUGAGAACUCAACAAGUAAAGUGGAAGGGUGGAAGGACGCCGGAAUCUUUGUCGGAGGUGAAGAGGGUCUUCGUUAAAGGCUGGGCCAACCUGGUGGAGCUGUUAUUCGGUGGUCUUGGGAUUGUCAUCAUGGGAAUCGGGGAAGAACACUCCCUUCCAUUAACACCAUCUACCUCAAAUACACCAACCCCGGACAUACCAAUAACUUGUUCGAGCUUUGCAAAUUACAUGCCUGGUUAUUAUGGAGCAGUGCCUAGAUGGUCACCGACUUUUUUGCCAUAUCCAGAUGGCAACCAAUAUCCAUUUCAAUAUGGGAUGAGACCUCCCUUACCUGUCAUCAAUACCUGUUCCGUUACAAGCACAACAGUUGAUAAAGAUAAAGAGGAUGGAGUAAAUUGUGUAGAAACUGAAUCUCCAUGUACCUCCUCUAGAAUUGUGGAAACGAGUAAAGAGGAUAGACGAGAUUCUAUGGAAACCGAUGACAAAAGUGCUGGGACACCUCAGAUAAUGCAAAUAGAUGGUGAUGAUUUAAUUGAGGAGCCAAAGUCGGGUAUGCAGUUUAAUUCUUUUGAAGAAUUAAUUGAGUAUUAUAAAGAAUAUGCUAAGAAAUGUGGAUUUGGAGUGAUGACACAAAGGAGUGAGAGGGGAGAGGAUGGCAGUGUCAGAUAUGUCACCCUUGGUUGUGCCCGUGGUGGGAAAGCUCGGAAUAGGACGUUAAAUGUCGCCAAACCCCGUCCGACAGGAAAGACGGAUUGUAAGGCAAAGAUAAAUGCCUUAAAAGUAGAGGGAAAGUUGCAGUUGACAACUGUUCAAAAUGGCCAUAAUCACGGCCUCAGUCCGCAGAAAUCCCGAUUCUUUCGAUGUAACCGAGAGGUGAGUGACUCCGUAAAAAGAGUCCUAGAUACAAAUGACUUGGCUGGCAUUCGAAUGAACAAGAGCUUUGGAUCUCUUGUUGUUGGCGCUGGUGGAUUCGAGAACCUCCCAUUUUUAGAGAAAGAUUGUCGCAAUUAUAUUGACAAAGCACGGCAUCUACGACUUGGGAAAGGUGGUGCCGGAGCACUUCGAGAGUACUUUUGUAGAAUGCAGUACAAGAACGACGGGUUUUUUGCUUUGAUGGAUUUAGAUGAUGACGGGAGGUUGAAGAAUGUAUUCUGGGCAGACCCACGUAGUAGGGCAGCUUAUCAGUAUUUUGGGUUGAUUUCUAGCGAGGAUACGGAGACCUUUAUAUGGUUAUUUGAGACUUGGUUGCAAUGUAUGAAUGGUAUAGCUCCAAAAGCUAUUAUCACAGAUCAAGACAGGGCAAUGAAAAAUGCAAUUGCUACUGUCUUUCCAGAAACACGACAUAGAUUUUGCCUAUGGCAUAUUCUGAAAAAAGUUCCCGAGAAGCUUGGGUCUCAUAGUGCCUACAAAACAGGCUUGAAAAAUCAGUUGAUGAAAUGUGUAUAUGACACGCAAAGUAUUGAAGAGUUUGAGAGUUGUUGGAACGGGUUCAUUAACACUUUCAACUUGCAUGAGAACGCCUGGUUGCAAAGUUUAUAUGCUGAGCGUGGCCAUUGGGUGCCGACCAACUUGAAGGAGUUUGUUGACCAGUUUGACAAUGCAUUGAAAAAGAAAAUUGAGAAUGAAAAUAACUCAGACUUCCACUCAUUUAAUGUCAGUAUUCCCUGCAUAUCUAGAUCUCCAAUUGAAAAAAAAUUUCAAGAACUGUACACCAAUGCGAAGUUUAGGGAAGUUCAACAGCAAGUCAUGGGUGUGCUCGAUAUGGAUCCAUCAAUACUUAAAAGGGAUGGUGGAAUUAAAACUUAUCUGGUCGAUGAUGAGGUUCAUGUUGAAGAGUUCAGUAAGUGCGUUACAUAUUCUGUGGAAUUUAAUGAGGAAGAUUGUGAUGCAAAGUGUUCGUGCGGGUUAUUUCAGAUGAGGGGGAUACUGUGUAGGCAUAUUCUGGCUAUAUUCAAAUGUAAUCAGAUAAAAUCAUUGCCGGCGAAGUACCUUUUAGAUCGAUGGAGAAAAGAUAUCAAACGGAGAUACACUUUAAUCCGCAGUAGCUAUGACGUAGGGGAUCACCAUCCAGAUGCUAACAGAUAUUCCCGUCUGUUGAAUAUCUGUUAUCAGAUGAUAACUUAUGCAGCGGGUUCCAAUGAGCACACUGAGGAUGCAGAGGGAAAGUUAUAUGGGAUGAUUGACUUAUAUCGUCAUAAUCAACAAGCACCAUCUAUGACGCGAACAGGUUCCAAUGUGGAUUGUCCGCAAGUGGAGCCAACUACAGUUGAUAGUUCAAAGGUGGUGCUGAGUCCACUAGUUGUGAGAGGGAAGGGCAGGCCCCCAUCUCUGAGGAGAGCUUCUACGAUGGAGAAACGGGUGCUGAAGGUUAAAGCGAAGAAACAAAAACCACCUGUAAAGGCACAUGUAAAAGGGAAACGUAAACAGGUGCGCUAUAAUGGAAAACCUCUUUAUGCUUAA